This is a messenger RNA of Fragaria vesca subsp. vesca, 1009 nucleotides long. RefSeq lists its product as uncharacterized. Bases 115 to 759 code for a protein of 214 amino acids. NCBI's taxonomy places the organism in Eukaryota, Viridiplantae, Streptophyta, Magnoliopsida, Rosales, Rosaceae. The record is from RefSeq and is a predicted model, not a curated record. The transcript is spliced from 3 exons.
GGGUGGUCUUAGCUAAGACUUCUCUAACCUAGCCUCCUCUCAUUCACUCUCUGAUUCACUAUCGCUUCUUCGGUCUCUCUCGCCGCUAUCUUCUUCUCAACGUCAUCAGCAGAUAUGGAUGGAAGAAAUCUGUUGUUGGAACUGUGGCAUUUAGAGAAUGUGUCUGCUUGUACAAUCCUUGUGUUUCUGAUGUUGAAAUUGAGGCAAAGACGAGAUCAACGAAUGGCUUUAGAUAAUCGAUCAUUUGUUAGAUGUGAGACUCGGUUGAUUUAUCUAGAUAGUACAAUAGGCAAUAGCAAUGAUGCAUGGGAUAUGUAUGUUCAGGACUGUGCCAAUGGAAGAGGAGCUGAAGCCCCUACUGAUUUGGCGGAUGUGCAAAGCAAUAAUGAUAUCAAUCUUGAGAAUCUGGUUAAUGAGAAUAACGUAAGUCCUGGGUCACUUAACCAAGAAUGUAGCCAAUCUGAAGGUAGUAGGAAGAGGAAGAGAGUUGAUGAGACUGAUAAGAUUGUUGUAGCUUUGGAGAAAUUAUUUGAAGAAUCCGGAAAGAGGAUGCAAAUGGUAACUGAGGCCAUAUUGAAGGGUAAUGAAGAUCGCUCUGACAUUGCCAAAGAAUUGAAGAACAUGGGUUUAUCUGUUGAUGAUCAAAUUGCUACAUUAAGAAUCAUCCUAGAGAGACCACAAAACAUCUCUAUCUUCAAGUCAUUGGAUGAUGAGGUUAAAGCAGUAUUUGUUCAGAACUUGCUUAUGGGCAAUAGAUAGGCAAGGAUUGUUCUAAAAGCCACAAGUAGAUUGAUGACUAACACUGAUUUUUUGAUCAUGAACCUUUAACAUCAGUGAAAUGUUUUAACUAUUAUUUUGAUUGUGGUGGCUCUUAUGUAAGAACUGAUGAACACAUGGGUAUGUUUAGAGCAGCAAGUAUUCAUAUCUUUUUGUUGCUUCCCUGCUGUUUUAUAAUGAACACAUGAGUAUUAAGCUUAAAUGUGAGUUUUGCUUAUGUUUUUUUCCUCUC